CUCACUACUUCUACUACAAUGGACAUGACAUGCCCAUCAUCAUCGAGGACAGCAGUCGCAUCUCCAAUCGCAUCACUAACAGAAUCCUGAAGAUCCUGCUGGAGAAUAUAGGUGGUUAUGCUGGGGUUGAGAUUCAGCACUGCCAGAUCUAUGACAACCAGAACAUCACUGCUUUGUUAGACAGAGUUUCUGGGCACACCACUUCCAUCAACUGCCAACCACCUCAACCCAACCUGGCAUCAGUCCCUGACACAAUGGUCAACCUGGAGACGUGGAUGGUGGCAGGCUUCAACAAGGCACCCUGGCUGGACACCGGAGAACUGAUAGAUGCUGGACCUCUAGGACCUCAGGGGAGGAUGGGCUGGUAUCUUCCUACUUUGAUUGUCGAAGAGUUCUGGUCAAAAAAUCAGAUUGUGGUAGAUCACUGGAGAGCUCUGCUGAUUCCAAGAGUUAUCCGCCGCUUCUCCUGGUGGGGGCGACCAGAACUGCAAGAGAUCAAGACAAACUACAAGUACAGAGCUUACAAAAACCCGAAAUGUCAGGAGAAUAGCCGCGGCCUCAGACGAAAUUGUGCAACACUCUUUGCUGCCUAUUAUGGGAUGAAUUCCGGAGUACUCCAGUCUCAAAUCGAGGGUCUUGGCCUUUAUGUUGACAUUAUCUGGCUGGAGGAUCAGCUGACCCAGUUUGUUAAUGACGUGGUGAACUCAAACCAGCCGGUGAUUUUCUUCAGCUGGCACCCACACACUGAUAGCCUCCGGUCACUUUACGAGGAUAAACUUUCCAGAAGCUCACACAGAACAUAA
This is a messenger RNA of Candidula unifasciata, 803 nucleotides long. The record is from the annotation of a GenBank genome assembly. Lineage: Eukaryota; Metazoa; Mollusca; Gastropoda; Stylommatophora; Geomitridae.